UCAAGUUAUCGUCAAGUCGAACUGAAAAUUUAAGUCGAGUCUUGCGAUUUCGCUUUCGACUUGUUCACCAGGGGACCGAAAAAUGUUGCCAGCUUUCCUUUUUGUUGAAAUUAUGUGACAAAGCGUAUUCUUUGUGACAAAAAGUUCAGAGGGCUGCAAUUUUGGCCUCAGAUAUUUAGAAGGAUUUUGACCUUGAAUAAUUUAGGUACAGACUUCACUUCUUCGCUUCUUUUUUUUUUAAUUUUGUGAGAGAAAGAAACCAAGGAAAGUUUCGCCUUGAAAAAGUGGUUAUUUAAAACAAUUCUGCGACAACUGAAAAGAUAAAAAAAUUUCGCUGACUUUGAUUUAUUUUAUUCAAGAAAAAAAAUCUAUUUUUGGGAAAGGAGACUGAAAUAACUGGGAGACUUGGGGGAAGUUUUUACUUGAAAAUAGAAUCAUUUUGGAGAAAAACCUUGACGCAGAAAUAAAAAAUGAUUUUUUAAUUUUUUACAAUUUUUAAAAAAGGGGGUUAGCACGAUAACAGGGUAGUGGAUUAUCACGAUAAAUAAGUAUUCACGAUGAAAAAGAGAAUUGCAUGAUAAAAAAGUGUAUUUCACAAUAAAAAAAUGUAUUGCAAGAUUUCUUAAAAAACGAACGAUAAGGUAGGUGGUAUCCACGAUAUAUCGAUAUAUAUGAUACGAUAGUAAGAACAAUAAAAAAUAAACAAUUUCCACGAGAAGUUUUUGACAGAAUGAACGAUAAAUAAGUGAUGUCCACGAAAAAGAAGGAUAAUUGAACGACAAAAAGUAAGAUACGAUUUUCGCGAGUGAAUAAAAAGUGAAGUGUUCUAGUUGGUAGUUUAAAAUUCAUCUGGAGGCGAAAGGAAGCAUCCAAAAGAAAAAUUCAUGGUAACAAAGUUGUAAAGAAUUAAAUUUCCAAUCGACAUUAUGUUAUUAGUUUUUUUCUAGAGUGCUUAGUUUUUGAGUUUUUCUCAAAAAAUUAAAAUUUCAUUACAUGUGCAAAUUCAUUUUUCUGAAAAGUGAUCAAUAUAAAAUUUUUGUUCCAUUUGGUACAAACAAAUAAAAAAAAUGCACUUCUUGUGACUAUUUAUUAUCUGACAAACAAUCAAAACUGUUUUUUAACAUUUUGUAUGUACAAAAUUUACUCAAAAAAGGCGGAGUUUUUUGAGAUGUAUCCUUAUAACUCCAAACAACUUGCAAUGUUGUUGAGAUUUUGAGUUGGACCAUUUGCAUUUAUACAAGAUCUAGAUAAUGUACCCAACUCAAAGUGUUAUUUUUGGUUGAGGGGAGUCAUAUAAACCCCAAAAAUGCGAAAAUGUCAAAAUAGAUUUUUUUUGAAAUGUAACCUUAUUACUCCCGAGGUGCGAAUUUUUCGAGUUGAAUGCAUAAGUGGUUUUUGUAAGUACUACUUACCUAGAUAAUACACCAAAUGAAGUACUUUAUUGGUAAAAGAUAAACUUCCAACAUUAGUACGAGUAUGUGUUUCAAUCGGUUAUACCUAGACUUGCCUUAUCAUUGUCGCGACGUUAAAUUUAACUACAGGUUACAGUGAUGUUAAUUACGUGGGCUGCGCUAUUCGAGCAUGUGACCGUCGAGCCAUGUUUAUUUUUCUAUUUCACCACCUAUCUCAUCUUAAGCGCGGUAAAUACAAAUUUAUACUUACAGAAAUCAUGUCGAUUCAACCAAACUUCGGAGCCAGACUUGAAUACAAAAUGUGACGACGAAAAACAAGGAAUUCUAUUCACCUCGAAAAUGAAUUCGGAUUAUCGUUUCGUGGUAAUGACGGUGUGUGUAAUUUACACCAUCUUAUUAAGUAGCUGGAGCGACGAAGCUGGAAAACGUCGCCUACCUUUGAUUUACCUGCCAAUAAUUGGAAUAAUUAUGCAAUCUUUAUCGGGCUACUUGAAUUCGUAUUUUUGGCAAUGGCAUCCGCUGCUAGCUGCAUUUUCGGAAAUGGGCUGCGAAAUGAUUAGUGGAGGAAUUGUGCUUAUGUUCACAUCGACCGACCUUUACGUGUGCGAUGUAUCGAAUGCGGAAAAUCGUACAAUGCGUUUGGGCAUUUUAUUAGCUGUGAGAGCAAUAUGCGAGCAAUUGGGCAGUGGAGGAGCUGGAUUUAUUCUUAGAGCAAUAGGGUUCUUUUAUUCGUACUUGUUGUGUCUCGUGUUCUCGAUGAUCUCGUUAAUAUUGACUUGGAUUUUUGUCAAAGAUGUAUCGGUUCCUGUAGAGAAAAAACGUCAUUUUCUCCACUGUUUUAAUCUGAGCCGAGUCGUUGAUAGCUUUAGAGUUGUUUUCAAGAAGAGUCUCGGUCGUCGAAGAAUUAUUGUUACUUUAAUGAUGGUCUGUUUUCUUUUCGUGUACUUCGCAAUGGAAGGAGAAAAAACAGUUUUUUAUUUAUUCUUCAGGUAUAAAUUUCAUUGGGAUGAGAGACGAUAUAGCGUUUAUGUCCUUUAUAAAAAUACUGCAAUCAUUCUUGGUACGAUAUUUUGCUCCGUUGUGCUCAGCAAGUAUUUCAAAAUUCACGACGGCGUUAUUGGAAUGUUUGCUGGGUUUUGGGAUACAAUAGCUGUUCUGGGGUAUUUAUUUGCCCACGAUGAUUGGCAUCUUUACAUAGUUCCUUUAUUUGAAAUGUUUCACGGUACAGCUGCAUCAGUAUCUGGAUCAUUCCUCAGUAAAUAUUACGACAGUAGUGAGUAUGGAAGAUUGUAUGCUGUUUGUAGCGUGUUUUGUUUAUUUAUUCCUAUUUGCCAUCCAGCGUAUAAUAUUAUUUUUCAAAACACCAUAGAUGUCUUCCCAGGUGCUUUUUUCAUCCUUAGUGCCAUAAUGGAUAUCGGAGUUAUUAUUUUGUACUGCGCAGCAUAUUUACUUUCUCGGAGAAUGGACGACCAGAAACAGGUUACAACUGGCAGUUGCACCACAUGAAAAAGUGAUGAGCUUAUGAAAAUGUAAUGCAACUAAUUAAAAAUGACCUACCCAUCGUAAAAGUGACCAAUGUGUUUACUUGUUAAUUUUUCAAGAUUAGGUAUACUUAUUUAUUAUAACUUUGUGAAAAAAUUGUAACUUAUUUUAAAUUAUCGUGUUUGAUAAGCUGAUAUAUCUACUAAUAGAUAGGUAGUCGUUGUACUUGAAGUGUCAUUAGAUGCAACGUGAUUCGUAUUUUGAAGAACAUUUUUUCCUAAUUGGAAUUCGGUUUGGUCUUGAUCCUGAUACUAAAUUUUAAUGUGCGUCGUUCGAUAAUAUGAUUAAAGGUAUCUAAUUUUUCA
Molecule: messenger RNA, 3259 nt
Organism: Planococcus citri (citrus mealybug)
Lineage: Eukaryota; Metazoa; Arthropoda; Insecta; Hemiptera; Pseudococcidae
Product: probable peptidoglycan muropeptide transporter SLC46
Exons: 6
Coding region: 1551-2918 (455 amino acids)
Biological process (GO): transmembrane transport
Cellular component (GO): membrane
Molecular function (GO): transmembrane transporter activity
Source: RefSeq, a predicted model, not a curated record